Molecule: messenger RNA, 2740 nt
Organism: Maniola jurtina (meadow brown)
Lineage: Eukaryota; Metazoa; Arthropoda; Insecta; Lepidoptera; Nymphalidae
Product: sphingosine kinase 1-like
Exons: 3
Coding region: 26-1855 (609 amino acids)
Biological process (GO): sphingosine biosynthetic process
Cellular component (GO): cytoplasm; intracellular membrane-bounded organelle; membrane
Source: RefSeq, a predicted model, not a curated record
UACUGGUCAGUGGUCUGUGAUAGUUAUGGCGGAACCACAGUUUGGGAAGGACGUGUUACACGGCAAAACUGAUGAAAAUCCUAAUCCCGAUUCAAAGGAUCAUGUUUAUCUUGAAGAAACAUUUUAUAUACUUACCAAGAAGAAAUCCGUGUUCCGUGUCCGGUUAACAUCGAAAGGCCUCUCUCUAAUAAAAGAAACCGACGAUUAUUCGAAAGAGCAAACGAUUCUUUUGCGAGACAUUAUCGGCAGCAAAUGUAUGAGAAGUAAAAGACGCCGUGUCGGUGCCGGUUCCUGUGUGUGCAGCUCCCUCGCUGGUCACCAUCUCAAGGUAGUGGAUGAAAACAGUGGCGACCUUGACGAGAGCGAUAUCAGUGCUUAUCUAUACAUUUACGCGUACGUUCUAAAGCGCAGUCGCCGCACUCACAAGCGGGAGAGAACAACAAUAACAUUGCGAUUCAGAUCGUACGACAGGUACGAAGACAACAACAGGGAGGCGCAGAAGUGGCGGACUACUAUCAAAUGUUUGUUGGCGGACUUGCCCGUCUCAUAUGCGUUGCCGCACAGUGAAAAGAAGCUAUUGAUAUUGUUGAACCCAAAGUCGGGUCCUGGGAAGGCGAGGGAGUUGUUUCAGACUAAAGUUGCGCCUAUUUUGCAAGAGGCCGAGGCUUCUUACGACUUGCACGUGACAAAGUAUGCCAAGUAUGCUCGUGAGUUUGUUCGCACGAGGAAUGUGUACGCCUGGCGUGGCAUCGUGGCGGUGGGCGGCGAUGGGGUGUUGUUUGAGAUCCUCAACGGAAUGUUCGAGCGGCUGGAUUGGCAGCAGGCUCUGGCGGAGGUGCCGCUGGCUAUCCUGCCCUGCGGCUCGGGAAAUGGCCUGGCAAGGACCAUCUGCCACCACUAUAAUGAACCUUAUAUCCCUCAAAACCUGACGGGGUUAUCUAUGUCACUGGCGAGAGGAAAAACAGCACCUAUGGACGUCAUUAGAGUCGAAACUAAAUCAAAAAUAAUGUUUUCGUUUUUAUCGGUCGGCUGGGGCUUGCUAUCAGACAUCGAUAUAGAAAGUGAAAGAUUAAGAGCCAUCGGCGGGCAGAGGUUCACGCUUUGGGCACUGGCGAGGCUGGUCGGAUUGAGAAAGUACAAAGGCGUGGUGAGUUACUCCAAAAUAAAGGAUAUCAGCAAUCUUCCGAAGCCGAAACACCCGCUGACGAUCGGUCACAGCGUGAGUCAAGACGACGCGCUCGACUCGCCCGACGUGGAGGCGUUCUUCGAUUGCGACGAGAACUCGGAAGUGUUUGCCAAUGCGGUCAACGGUAAGAGACACCAGCGAGUGGACUCCUGGUACUCGGUGAAUUCUAGAAGAAGUGCGUUCUACAGUACUCGAGGCUCGGACUACCACAGCGUCACGAGCAGUGGCUCCGAGAUGCGGUCGCCGGUUCACGCGUGCAUGCACGGCCCCGCUUCCCACUUACCCUCGCUCGUGUCCCAGUUGCCAUCGCAUUGGGUGCACGAGGAAGGGGAGUUCGUCAUGGUUCACGUCUCCCACCAGUCGUAUAUCGGCGAGGACUUAUUUUUCGCGCCGAGCUCCCUCCUCUCGGACGGAGUAAUGUGGAUGCUCAUCAUCAAAGCCGGAAUAUCGAGAUCUCAAGUGUUAUCAUUCCUAAUAGGCAUGAGUCAGGGCAAUCAUUCGGAUGCGAAUAAUGAAUAUAUUAAAAUGGUUCCUGUUAGUGCGUUUAGAAUAGUACCCGAGGGUCCGAAUGGCUAUCUCACCGUGGACGGCGAACUGGUCGAGUACGGACCCAUUCAAGCCGAAGUAUUUCCCAAUAUAGUUAAUAUCAUGGUGCCAGACACAAAAUAACGUUUAAUAAACCUUUUAAUUUAGUAUUAAUGACCGUUUAGGUACCUAAUAGUUCAUUAAAACGAAUUUGCCGAGCCGUUUGUGCGAUAAAAAUAUUAAGUAAAUAUCAGUAACAGAUGUUAAUCAAUAUAUCUGAAAUGGUUGUGCCAGAAGACACAUAUAAGUAUACUUACAUACUGUUUAGUAUUACAUUAAAGUACGUGUGUCUUUUAAGGAAGAGUACCUACUAUUAGACAUAAUAAAUAUGAUAUUUAAAUAAUUGGGAAAAUGUGCAUUGUCCAUAACUAAUGUCCUUUUUGUCCUUGUUUAUUAAGUUGAAUUAAAAUUAUAAAAGAAUGAUUUUUGCAAUUAAUUGUAUACAGCUAAAAUUGUGAUAAUAUUUUUAAGUAGAUCGAUUAAUUCGGUAAAAAGACACGUAAUUAAUUAGUACUAGUCAAUGCUGCGAGAACUACAAAGACGAUGCCAAAUAUCGAGCGCUCUAAAACUUAACAUCCAAGGAAUUGUUUCAAAACUUAUGUGUGUAACUCUAAAGUGUUUAUUAAUCAAAGUGAUGCUCAAAUGUAGGGCAAUUGAAUACAAAUUGAGCACUGCACCUUGUAUUAAAUUAGCUAUAAGUAUUAAGUACUUGAAACAGUUCGUUAUAAUUUAGGCAAUUGUUCACCACAUGUCAUUUUUCGUGUUGGUUCACUAAGUGGUUUCUGUUAUUAAGGGUAGGUGAAUACUUUAUGAAUACAUAAAAUGUACUAAUAAUAUGGGUUUCUUUACCAUUUUGUGGUACCAACCUUUAAACACAUUACUGUAAAUUCUUGUAAAAGAUUGUAUUUGAAUUUGAAAAUGGCUAUAGCCUAGUGGUUGGCACAUCAGACUUUUAUUCUUUCUUUAUAC